Plasmopara halstedii is the source of this 972-nucleotide messenger RNA. Its product is annotated as methylmalonate-semialdehyde dehydrogenase. The transcript has 6 exons. Bases 1 to 972 code for a protein of 323 amino acids. The record is from RefSeq and is a predicted model, not a curated record. Lineage: Eukaryota; Oomycota; Peronosporomycetes; Peronosporales; Peronosporaceae. Gene Ontology annotation, molecular function: malonate-semialdehyde dehydrogenase (acetylating, [NAD(P)+]) activity; methylmalonate-semialdehyde dehydrogenase (acylating, NAD+) activity. Gene Ontology annotation, biological process: L-valine catabolic process; thymine catabolic process.
AUGGAGAAUGGCAAGAAUCGGACGGAAGCACUUGCCAGUGUGUUGAAAGGUAAUGAAACGCUUGAAUAUGCAUGUAGUCUACCGCAUUUAGCACAGAGACAUACGCUGCAAAUGUCGAGAGGCAUCACAUGCCAAGAUGUACGUGAUCUAUUAGGGGUUGUGGCUUGCAUUGUACCCUUUAAUUUCCCGAUUAUGGUUCCGAUGUGGACAAUUCCUAUCGCAUUGACAAUGGGGAAUUGUGUCAUUUUAAAGCCAUCAGAAAAGGCUCCAUUGACGAUGACACGAGCUGCCGAGCUAUUGCAUCAAGCGGGAGUACCAAAAGGCGGGUUUCAGAUUAUCAACGGAAGUGUAGGCGCUGUCAAUAGCUUGUGUGACCAUACAAAAAUUGUGGCUGUCACAUUCGCUAGGUCAAGUCAUGUGGCACAACUUGUCGCUCGUCGAUGUCAUGCCCUGGACAAGCGUGUCUUGGCGUUUGGUGGUGCAAAGAACCACCUUGUUGCACUACCAGACGCUGAUAUUGAAAUGGCGACAAAAUAUAUUGUAAUCUCUUUUGCUGGAUGCGCUGGACAGCGCUGCAUGGUAGCAUCGGUUCUCAAUAUAGUAGGGGACUGCGAUGCGCUGCUUGCAAAGAUUGCUGAAAAGUCCAAGGAAUUAUGUCGCGGUACCGAAGCUAGUCAUGUUGGUGCGCUUAUUGAUGAGAUCUCGAAAUCACUUAAGUACAUUAGUGAAGCUGAAGGCGUCAAAAGUUUAGUUGACGUGCGAUCAUGGGCUAAAGAAGCUGGAAAACUAUUUUCAGACGCGUUUCGUGCAGGUAUGAUUGGAAAUAAUAUUCGAACUCCAGUCCACGUGAGCCCUUUAGCUGUGGUGGCUUGUAUGACACAACAAGGAAAUAUGGACAUCACGCGGACAAAUGUGAAUGACCGAUCAGAAAUUAAGGCAGAGUACUUGGUAAAACACCUUUUAGCAUAUUAA